GUGGUGCCCUUCAACGCAAUGAAUUCAGCCGUGGAAGUAUUUGGUUUGAAUUGCUUCCAUGGCUACACAUAACUUCUAAGAAAACCAAAGCCUCCUUAUCUUACAGGCAUCAUACACACACUAUAAGCUAUGUUGGCAAACCACAAAUAAGCAUAGGCUUCCCAAACCCUAACUGAAGCCCUAGAAACAGAACAGUUAUUUAACAGACCAGACAAACCAGUGCGUUUGAAAGUUUUACAGUAGGCAGAUAAAAAUUAGCAUAAAUACAAUUAGCAGGCCACACUUGCAUGUACCCACAGCACUUGAUCUCCUUUUACUGUAGUGCUUUAGUGCCAGUUUAAUGGAACUAUAGCUGUUGAAAUGUGUGUCAUCUGGUUCCUGCAGAUACUUGUAUAUUUAUCUGAAGAAAAAAUAAUUGAUGGCAGUCUUCAUGUAUUUUCUUUCAUUUUUAACAGAUAAGCAUAAGAAAUGAAUUUUAAUGUUUGUAAUAUCAAAGAGAUGUUCAGCACUCCCACAGCCACUGGGCCUAACAAAUUGUCUAUUCGGAGCAGCACUCUUAGUGAUUACUCCAGCUUGAGUGAUUCUCAGUUCCUUUUUGGUUCCCAGUUCUGUCCAGAGAACUCGCAGCCUGCUUCAGGACCCCAUGAGUUUGGUGCACUCUCAAGACAACCAAGAAGCUCCCAGCAGAACUCUCAGGAUAGUGAGCCUAGUAUUUUUACUAAGUACCAGACAAAACCACAGCUAUUUGGUGGAGAUGUAAAGGAAAAGGGUUCACUUAGUUUUGGUGCUGGAAAACUGAGAAGUGUUUUGGAGCAGUUUGAAAUAAAUAAGAAAAAAAUAAAGGACAAACAUAACAGUGAGGUUUUGCUCAGCUUUAUUUCCCGUGUCAAAGAGAGCCUUCAAGGGGUGAGUAAUCUAAAUUCCAAGCCCAAAACAGAGAGAGGCUGGAAACAUUGUAGUAUACUAGUUUUCUUAUUUUCUAGUUAAUGUAAUAUUUACCUUAUUAAAAUAUUUUAAACAA
Messenger RNA from Gavialis gangeticus (Gharial), 1021 nucleotides. RefSeq names its product coiled-coil domain containing 36 (gene IHO1). Gene Ontology annotation, biological process: DNA recombination; homologous chromosome pairing at meiosis; meiotic DNA double-strand break formation. NCBI's taxonomy places the organism in Eukaryota, Metazoa, Chordata, Crocodylia, Gavialidae. Gene Ontology annotation, cellular component: condensed nuclear chromosome. Bases 469 to 987 code for a protein of 172 amino acids. The transcript has 4 exons. The record is from RefSeq and is a predicted model, not a curated record.